AAACAUGAGCGUCAUGUCUAAAGGCUAAAUAUACUUUGCGUUUUUGAGCUUCAAAUAGGACCCUUUAAUGCAAUUAUAUACGCAAGAUUCAAGUAUAAGUUUAUCAGGGUUUUAUUCUAUCUACACAGAUAAUGUAGAAAGAAACCUUACUAAAAUUAGGUUUAAGAAUAAUGUCACCAGAUGUAAACAAAUUGAAAAUCGCCUCAUUAUUGGUUUAAAUAUUUACCAGGUUACUAUUGAUCUAACAAGGGAAUUAAUCAGUUGUGAUUAAAAUAUAGUUAAUUUUUUUAUAUCAUAUUCCUUUAUAUAUUGUUAUUAUAUUGGAAUUAUGGACAUCGAAUGUAUAAUACUGCUUUAUAUUAUAAAAUAACUAAUGCGUAAAUUGUUUGGAGAAAUUGCACAUACUUUUUUAAUUAAUUUGUUCCCAUUCUCAAUUUAAAAGAACAUAGUAUAUAAUAUUGAAGAUAACACAUUGACCUUUCAUUGUAAUGAAGUUGAUAUUUUAUCUGUUAAAUUGUUAGUAUUACCAGGGCAGCGUUCUAGUGUUCUCAAGCUGCGAAGCUUAUAAAAAUGAUGGAAUAUUAUACAUCUGACAGUAGUGAUAGUGAAAAUAGUGUUAAAGUAAUAGAUUAUGCUUAUUUACUAUUAGACCCGGAACAGACAGAAGAUAAACUCAGCACAUAUUUUGAUGAAAAAAAAUCGUUUUCUCUUGUUGAGAGGUUAAUUUUGCAUCACAAUAAUCUUGUUACUCUACCAAAUUCUAUCUUUAAAUUUUCAAAUACUAAGGUUUUGGAUAUUAGUAAUAAUGGUAUCACUAUAUUGCCUGAUGUAUUUAAAUAUCUUCCAUUAACUAGCCUUAUAGCUAAAAAUAAUUUGCUUACUAACAAUUCAUUGCCGAAAAAUUUUGAAAAAUGCUCAACCUUAUUAGAACUUAAUCUGAGUGGAAACCAACUUAGUCAUUUUCCAGAACAGAUAUUAGACUUUGCUAGUUUAAAAUUCUUAUAUCUUGGAGGCAAUGGAAUGAUGGAAAUAUCAAGAAACAUCGGAAAGUUACAGAGUUUACAAAUGGUCUCUUUUGGUGGAAAUAAAUUGACGGAAGUACCUGCAACUUUAGGACUUCUACAACAUUUACAAGCACUGGUUUUAUGUGAAAAUAAUAUUGAGUGCUUACCUGCCAAUAUAGCAAAUUUGCAUAAAUUGAAGUCACUACUUCUUCACAAAAAUAAAUUGAGGACGCUGCCUCCUGAAAUAGUUGCAUUACGAAAUUUAACCGAGUUGAGUUUGCGUGAUAAUCCUUUGGUAGUCAGAUUUGUUAGUGACUUGAGUUAUAAUCCUGUUAGCUUAUUGGAAUUAUCAGCCAGAGUCAUCAAAUUAUAUAAAAUUCCCUACGAACGAGGUGAAAUACCAGCUACAUUGUUUAGUUACAUGAACUCAGCUCAUCAUUGCGUCAAUCCACAUUGUAAAGGUGUUUAUUUCGAUAAUCGGGUGGAACAUAUAAAAUUUGUAGAUUUUUGUGGAAAGUACAGGAUACCAUUACUUCAGUAUCUAUGUUCCUCAAAAUGUGCUAGUUCAGCGAGCGUUAGGGAAUGGAAGGACGAAAGUAUCGAUAGACCAUCAAGAUCGUAUAUGAUGAAAAAAGUUUUACUUGGAUAAAACCAGAAUUCUGCCAAAAAUAUAUUUAACUAGUAGAUGUAAAUAUAUAAUGAAUAUAUUACACUUUGAAAGUGUUAACCAAACAAUUUGUGAUAAAAUGUUUAAAUUAAAUUUUUUAUUUGUGUAAA
Diorhabda carinulata is the source of this 1781-nucleotide messenger RNA. RefSeq names its product leucine-rich repeat-containing protein 58. Gene Ontology annotation, molecular function: protein binding. NCBI's taxonomy places the organism in Eukaryota, Metazoa, Arthropoda, Insecta, Coleoptera, Chrysomelidae. The coding region runs from base 571 to 1653 and encodes 360 amino acids. The transcript is spliced from 4 exons. The record is from RefSeq and is a predicted model, not a curated record.